Zingiber officinale is the source of this 588-nucleotide messenger RNA. RefSeq names its product dof zinc finger protein DOF1.5-like. Gene Ontology annotation, biological process: regulation of DNA-templated transcription. Gene Ontology annotation, molecular function: DNA binding; DNA-binding transcription factor activity. The record is from RefSeq and is a predicted model, not a curated record. Bases 76 to 405 code for a protein of 109 amino acids. The transcript has a single exon. NCBI's taxonomy places the organism in Eukaryota, Viridiplantae, Streptophyta, Magnoliopsida, Zingiberales, Zingiberaceae.
GUUUUCUUUAGCAGCCUUCUGGGACUGGAUAAGAACCUCUCAUCCCCGUUCUCACAAGUCACAAACACAUCGGACAUGGGGGAGGUGAUGGAGGAAUCACCGAGCUUCAAGCUUUUUGGCGCCCUGAUCGUGAGGGAGCACAGGCGGGCCGAGGAGAAGGAGGAUGCGGUUCAGCGACCGGCGGCGGACGAGUCGGCGAGGAGAGUGGCGGCGCUGCCGUGCCCGAGGUGCAAGAGCGAGGAGACCAAGUUCUGCUACUUCAACAACUACAACGUGAACCAGCCGCGGCACCUGUGCAAGGCCUGCCGCCGUUACUGGACCGCCGGAGGCGCCAUCCGCGACGUCCCCGCCAAGGCCACAACCCGGCCGCGAGGGGGAGUCGUCGCCAGAGCCGCCCAGGGUUGACCUGGCCGUAGGGCGUUGACUUCUCGGAAGGUGCAGUUUGGGCGUUGACCGCAGGUGUUUUCAAAAUAAUUGUUGGAUUAAUUUUCUGCCCCAAAAUUGUAUCUAUUGGAAUAUUUGUUGCAAUAUAAAUUACGCAAUUAUUUUUGGAGAUUAGUUAUUGUGAUCCAUAUACAUUAUUUCUUU